AUGAACGAUUUGAUCGCGCAUUUGGAGCUCAAAACGGGUGCUGACUGUUCACCACUUGAAGGUGCUGCCUGUGGAAGCAUAGCAGGAGCAUUUGCUGCCGCACUGACCACCCCUCUUGAUGUAGCAAAAACUCGGAUUAUGCUUUCAAAAUCGGAAAAAGCUCCAACCAUAUUGAAGACUCUCAAUGAGAUAUAUACCACUCGUGGCUUCCCAUCACUGUUUUCUGGUAUCGUACCACGUGUUCUGUGGAUGACAGCAGGCGGUUUCGUUUUCUUCGGAGCCUACGAAACUGUGCUAGCGCUAUCUUAUUGGGUACGUCCAGAUAAGAAGAAGAAAAAUUUGCAUGAACCUCCAUUAGUACCAUAG
Messenger RNA from Cooperia oncophora, 366 nucleotides. The record is from the annotation of a GenBank genome assembly. NCBI's taxonomy places the organism in Eukaryota, Metazoa, Nematoda, Chromadorea, Rhabditida, Trichostrongylidae.